AUGAGCUCAAACCGGCUUGCAACAGCGGUUCGUUCAAAGCUCCUCGCACCAACCACUAGUACCCACAUUCGCGGCCGACAAUUGCGACAACUAUCGCGACGCACAAACGGCGAAAUUGGUGAGAAGCCAAAACUGCCCUCGAAAAUGGGGAUUCACCAUCUCAUGGUCGGCACGUGGACGCCGCCCGGCGCCAUCUUCACGUUUGCCUUUGACGACGAGGCGCUCACGCUCAAGCUCGUCAAGCGCACCGAGAUUGCGCAUGACGAGCCCAUCUCAUGGAUGACGUUUGAUCACGAGAAAAAGGCCAUCUACGGAGCUGCCAUGAAGAAGUGGUCGAGCUUCAAUGUCAACUCGCCCACAGAAAUCGUCCACCAAGUCUCCCACCCAAUGCUUCACGAUCCUCAAGCCGCCUCUCCCGAAACAAACACCCGCGCCAUCUUCCUCCUCGCCGCCAAAAAGCCCCCCUACGCAGUCUACUGCAACCCCUUUUACAAACAUGCCGGCCACGGCUCCGUGUUCACUACCGACGCUUCCUCCGGCGCCCUGGUGAACAACGUCCAGAACUACGAGUACCAGCCUAAUACGGGCAUCCACGGCAUGGUAUUCGACCCAACAGAGACGUACCUCUACUCAGCCGAUCUCACGGCCAACAAGCUCUGGGUCCACAAGAAGCGACAGCCCGAGUCCCCGGAGCUCGAGCUCGUCGGGGCCAUCGACUGUCCAGACCCACGCGACCACCCGCGAUGGGUCGCCAUCCACCCAUCGGGCAACUAUCUCUAUGCCCUCAUGGAAAAGGGCAACCGCAUCUGCGAAUACCUCAUCGAUCCCGCAACUCACCUGCCCGUCUUCACGCACCGCCAUUUCCCCUUGAUCCCGCCUGGCAUUCCCAAUCGCUGGACCCAGUACCGUGCCGACGUGUGCGCUCUCUCAUACUCGGGCAAGUAUCUCUUCGCCUCGUCUCGCGCCAACAGCUUCGAUCUCACCGGCUACGUCGCCGCCUUCAAGCUGUCUGAUGAAGGUGUCAUUGAGCGCCAGAUCUGCCUGAGUCCGACACCCACGAGCGGCGGCCACAGCAAUGCCGUGGCGCCGAGCGAUUGGACCGACGAGUGGGUUGCCAUUACGGACGAUCAAGAGGGAUGGUUGGAGAUAUAUCGGUGGCAGGACGAAUUCUUGGCGCGGGUUGCGAGGGUGCGGGUUCCAGAACCUGGAUUUGGCAUGAAUGCUAUAUGGUAUGAUUAG
Trichoderma gamsii is the source of this 1239-nucleotide messenger RNA. RefSeq names its product carboxy-cis,cis-muconate cyclase. The coding region runs from base 1 to 1239 and encodes 412 amino acids. Gene Ontology annotation, molecular function: protein binding; 6-phosphogluconolactonase activity. Lineage: Eukaryota; Fungi; Ascomycota; Sordariomycetes; Hypocreales; Hypocreaceae. The record is from RefSeq and is a predicted model, not a curated record. The transcript has 3 exons.